AGAAUUCCUAAGAAAUAAUUAUCAAACUUAAUUUUGUUAUCUUGUGAUUAACAACACACAAACACCCAAAUCAAAAUGAAAUUCGUUAUUGUAUCACUCGCCAUCCUUUCAGUGGCUUUUGCCGCUUCAGUCAGCGAACAAGACGUACCAAUUGUACGUGAAGCUUUCCAAAUUGAAGGAGGAAACUUCAAAUACGGAUACGAAAGUGGAAACGGUAUUGUACAAAAAACAAAAGGUACCUUGAAAAACGCAGGAACUGAACAAGAAGCACAAGAAAUCCAAGGAUCAAUCUCAUACACCAGCCCUGAAGGAGUACCAGUCAACCUAGCUUAUGUUGCCAACGAAAAUGGAUACCAACCAUCAGGUGAUGUACUCCCAGUACCACCACAAAUCCCAGAAUUGAUCCUCCGUGCUCUCGAAUGGGCCCGUACUCACCCAGCACCAGAAUCUAAAUAAAUUAUUGUUGAUUAAUUAAAAUAAGAAAAUCUUGUUGUUGUUGCGUUAAAUGUUUUUACACACACACAUACACACAUACACACACACAUACACACACA
Messenger RNA from Chrysoperla carnea, 554 nucleotides. RefSeq names its product larval cuticle protein LCP-17-like. Gene Ontology annotation, cellular component: chitin-based extracellular matrix. Lineage: Eukaryota; Metazoa; Arthropoda; Insecta; Neuroptera; Chrysopidae. Gene Ontology annotation, molecular function: structural constituent of chitin-based larval cuticle. The coding region runs from base 76 to 456 and encodes 126 amino acids. The transcript has 3 exons. The record is from RefSeq and is a predicted model, not a curated record.